Molecule: messenger RNA, 297 nt
Organism: Staurois parvus
Lineage: Eukaryota; Metazoa; Chordata; Amphibia; Anura; Ranidae
Source: the annotation of a GenBank genome assembly
UCACCAGGUCCUGGCCGGAGAUUCCCUGCAGGCAGCUGGAGAUUGCUGAGGAACAGUGAAAGGGGAGAGGUCAGUGUCACUGGUAUAGCAGAGCAAUACAAAGCAGCAUGUUUCUCUAGUAAAACACACACAGCACACACAGUAAAACAGCACACAGUUAACCCUUUGAUCGCCCCAGAUGUUAACCCCUUCCUGCCAUUAGUACAGUGUCAGUGCUUUUUAUUAGCACUGAUCACUGUAUUAGUGUCAUUGGCAGUUAGUCAGUUCCCCUCCCAGUGCCAGUAUACCCACUGCAGC